This is a messenger RNA of Mobula hypostoma (lesser devil ray), 3107 nucleotides long. Its product is annotated as protein ENTREP3-like. Gene Ontology annotation, cellular component: membrane. The coding region runs from base 811 to 2814 and encodes 667 amino acids. The record is from RefSeq and is a predicted model, not a curated record. NCBI's taxonomy places the organism in Eukaryota, Metazoa, Chordata, Chondrichthyes, Myliobatiformes, Myliobatidae. The transcript has 12 exons.
UCUGGUGCAGAGACGCGGCUCCGCUCUUGGUCCCCAUCCCCCGCCCGGCCGCGGUUCCCCUGCCGGGAGCGCAAUCCGUUCGUCCGGGACCUCGCGGAGCUCUUGACCUUCCCCCCUCCCCCUCCCUCCCUAACCUACUUCCUCCACCUCCUCUCCAGAUUUCCUGCCCCUACCUUCCAUCACCCCUUCUCCGUUCCCACUUCUCGUUCCGCACUCCUCUCCAUCCUCUCUUCUUUUCAUCUUCAUCCCCGUCUCUCUUCACCCCCCUCUUCGUCGCCCCUCUCUCCAUCCACAUCUUUCUCCCACUACAUCCCCAAAGCUCCCUCUUUUUCCUCCAUUCUUCCCUCUCCUUUCUCUCCACCCCUUCUCACUCCCUUCCCUACCCCUCUCGCUCUUCCCAUCUUCUUUCUCUCCCUCUAAUCCCCAUUCCCUCUCUCUCUCCCUCUUCCCCUUUCUCCUAUCUCUCUCUCCCUCUUUCCCGUUCUCCUUCUCUCUCCUCCUUUUUCUCAUCCCUCUCUCACUUCAUAUCUCUCUCUCCCCAUCACCCAUCUCCCAAUCCCCCUCCUCUCCCCUCUCUCCCUCCAUCCCCCUCUCCCCUCUCUCUCCCUCCAUCCCUCUCUCCCCACCCUCCUUCCCCCCUCCCACUCCAAUGUUCCGGCUGCAGUCUCUCCAGGAUCUUUCCCGGCAGGAGAUUGCUCCGGGAGGGAAUGGUGCGUCCCGAGUCCGCCCCACCCCGCACACUGACUCCGGGUUGCGGCCUCUGGGCCGAAAGUCUAGGGCGCUGCGCCCGAGGUGACCGCACGCCAGGCGAUGCCAAUGUCUUCGGACUCGCUGCCGUCCCUGAGCCCCGCCGUAUCGCGCAGCCUGUCCCGGCUGGGGGAGCAAAGGGCCCGGACGCAGCUUCUGCUGGCUCUGGGAGUGACCCAGAUCGCCCUGGGCUCCAUGAUCGUGGCCGUCAGUUUCGCCGCCCUCGCCAUCACCAACUCUGCAAAGAUCCGGCACUCCUGUCCCUUUUGGGCUGGGUUCGCGGUGCUGUUAGCGGGGCUGAUUGGAGUCAUUUCCUGGAAGAGGCCGCUCUCCCUGGUGGUGACGUUCUUCACCCUGCUGUCGGUGGUGUGUGUGAUGUUGAGUUUGGCCGGUUCCAUCCUCUCCUGUCAGAACGCUCAGACGGUGAAAGCCCUGGAGGCUUGUCAGAUGAUCGGCUUCAAGAGGGAGGGGCUGUGUAUGUGCUGUGACCGGGUGACCCAGCGCGAACGGCCCAAGCUCUGCGGCGCCCUCGGGGAGCUGCUUAAACUGCACCACUUCCAGGACUGCAAGACGGUCCGAAUGGCCCUGAAGGACCUGUUGUUCAGUGUGUGUGGCCUGAGCAUCCUCUCCACCAUCAUCUGCACUCUCUCCACGGUCAUCUGCUGCAUCCAGAUGUUCGCGGUCGACGUGCUGCAUAUCCUGGUUCCGCAGAGGCCGAGGUCCCUAAAUCCGGAGUGUUCCUCGCCCCAGGAGAACUUCCUGCGGAACAUGUCGGACCCGGACGAGUUUGUGCCGCCGGUCCCCCCUCCUCCCUACUACCCGCCGGAGUAUACCUGCAGCUCGGAGACCGACGCGCAGAGUAUCACCUACAACGGCUCGAUGGGGAGUCCGGUGCCCCUCUACCCCAGCGACUUCCCUCCUCCCUAUGAGACGGUGAUCAGACACGGAACAACCAGCCAGACGACGGACUUUGAUCACCAACUCACUGAGAUCUCCAACUCCAGUUUCUGUGAGCAAAUUCUCUCCACAGCUUUCAGCGGAGAAGGUUCCAUAGACAGCGGUUCCCUUAUGAUGUCCGAGAUCAUCGACAUCCCAGACGACAGCAGCUGCUCCGAGGACUCGUGCCUAAUGGGAGUGGGAGGGUUGCGGCCGGCACCUGGGAUGGGGACUGAUCCAUGCCCGGUCAGCGCCAGCCCCUGCGGCCGCAGCCGGCGUUCCUUCUCCUGCAGCACCCCGCAGCAUCACAGCCCCGCGCCCGGGCUCGGGCCUCCUUCCGACCAGGACGGGCUCACCCGCAGCUGCCUGAGGCUGGAGACGGCCGGCUCCCCGGCUCCGAACGAGGACAGGCUGCGAGAGCGGCCGGACGCCCACGGGCUGGGAGUGGCCGAUGCCAGCCCCGCCGCCCGGCGCCGCAGGCACAGUGAGCAGUCCCGGCCGCCCACUCCAGCCGCCAGUCUGCAGUCGACGCGAGUCACCAGGUCCAACAGCGACCCCGGAAUCUUCGUGCCGGGGGAUGCGGAUGUAACCAGGAGGUCAAAAACUCCAGAGGACGUCACAUCUCAGACUUCAACCGACACAGCCCCCUGCUCUGAAGCAUGUCUGCUACCAGGAUCACGGCACGCCACCCCCGAGUUGCUGCGCCGGCUAGUGGGCUCCCGGCGCAGGCCGGCGGGCAAGGGGAAGGCACCGCGGGCGCUGUGCAAGGACGGCACCCGCUCGCUGGGUGACCUGAAGGUGUGCCGGGGCACCCGGGUGCUGGUGGCACGCUUCCUGCAGCGCUCCAAGCGCAACCUGGCGGCGGAGCACGGCCCCGGGGACCCGGGGCCCGCAGCCGGCAAGCGGUGGCUCAACAGAGGCCGGGCGGGCAGCGGCUCCGAGCAGGUAUUCCGGAGCCUGGGAAUAGCCAGUGGGAGGCAGCAUCUGAUGCACCAGGAAAGCCUCCACCUUCAGAGCUGUGGAGAUAUCAAUUCCUCGGCCUCCAGCAUGCACCGUCUCUUCUCGGCUGGCGCGCUGGAGGGCAGCCGCCCUCACAGUCUGAUCGGCGUCUACCGGGAGACUGUCCUUUGACAGCUGCCCCCUCCCCACACCUCACCAUCUCCUGUAAUCCUGGGUGAUGGGUGCUGGGUCGAUCAACGAAGACUUGGAGGACAUCUUCGCCCAUGGCAUCCCAGCUGGGGAUAUGUUGUGGGAGGGAGUGGGAUUUAUAAAUGGGGAGCUUCCUGCUGCUGGCUGCUCCCCUCUUCCCCCCGAGUCCUCCAUGAUUGGACAGGGUGGGUAAGGGGUUUGGCCGACACUUUCCAGACCUGCAUGAUGCCCAUGUAAAUAGGGGAGGGUUUAUACUCCAGACGGCUCACCGCUUG